This is a messenger RNA of Tetrahymena thermophila SB210, 558 nucleotides long. RefSeq names its product cyclin-dependent kinase inhibitor 3. NCBI's taxonomy places the organism in Eukaryota, Ciliophora, Oligohymenophorea, Hymenostomatida, Tetrahymenidae. The transcript has a single exon. Gene Ontology annotation, biological process: dephosphorylation. Gene Ontology annotation, molecular function: protein tyrosine phosphatase activity. The record is from RefSeq and is a predicted model, not a curated record.
AUGGAUAAGCAAACAAAAGAAUUAUCUCAAGUUAACUAAAUAGACAAGCUGCACCUAGGAAAUUAUAACUAAUGUUCAAUAGGCUUGACAUGCCGUCCGUUGACUUAAAAUAAUUCCUCUUUUGUAACUUACAAAGAAGAUUUUAAUUGUGAUAUUUUGCUAACAUUGCUUGAAGAUUGUGAAAUAAUGUUUUAUGGGUUAGAUUAAAUUGAAAAACUUGCAUAAGAAUAAGGAAUCACGUAACUGAGAUAUCCUAUUCCUGAUAAUUCUGUACCAAGUAAUGAAGAAGACCUUCAUAAAUUCAUUAAUCAACAACUUUUACCAUAAUUAAAUAAUAAAAAAAACAUAAUAAUCCACUGCUUUGCAGGACUUAAUAGAACUGGAACAAUAGGCGCUUGUGUUUUACUUGAAAUAAAUCCAGAUAUUAAUGACUAAUAAGCGAUUAAAAUAAUAAGAGAUACCAGAAAAGGGUCUAUCUCUCACUCUGGUUAAGAUGAAUUUAUAACAAAAUAUUACUAAUAUCUAUAAAAAUAAAGGCAACAAACAGAAAAUAAAUGA